UUCCCCAGUCCCCAAGUCCCCAGUCGUUCGCGCGCUUCGUUCGUGGCAACUGGUUUGUGUGUUGCCCGCUCUCUAUCGCGUGUUUACAAUUGUGUUGUUAUUGUUUUAACAGUCUGUGUUGUGGAAGGAACAGUGUGUGAUUGAAACAUUGUGAUAUAUUUGCGUAACUGACCGAUUACUCUCAAAUAGUGGAUCGGGAUAAUAAUUCAGCCUCAAUAGGCGUCGAGCUCAGUAUGUCCGUCAAUGGACCUACGAAACAAUCCGGACCAGAUCAGACGUUUGGAAGGAUGUCGGGUGAUCGAGGGUCAGCUCAGUAUCGUUCUGAUGGAGCGGGCCACAAAUCAAAUAUUCGACAACAUGAGCUUCCCGCAGUUAAGGGAAGUUACCGGCUAUAUAUUGAUAUAUAGAACUAAGGGCUUGCGCAAUCUUGGUGAUCUGUUCCCAAACCUCACCGUGGUGCGAGGGAUGCAGCUCUUCAAGGAUUUCGCUCUUGUAAUAUUUGACAAUGAACAUCUAGAGGCGCUUGGACUGAAUUCGUUGAUGAAGAUCGAGCGAGGAGGCGUCCGUAUUCAGCACAACGAUCGACUCUGCUAUACUAACACCAUAGACUGGUCGCGAAUCACACGCGAUGAUGCUGAAAUCAUCGUCAGGUCUAACUAUGAUACCAGACUGUGCGGCUUGUGCCCCAACGCUCAGAGUCGCGUUGAGGAGGACCAUCGGCAAUCGUUGCCGCAAUGUCCCGCUGACACCAAAGGGAAGCUGCUUUGCUGGGACGAGAAACACUGCCAAAAGAUAUGUCCGAGCGCUUGCGGCGACCACGGCUGUAUGUCGAACGGCACGUGCUGCAACUCCGCCUGUCUCGGAGGAUGCGACGGACCGCUCGCGAGCAAUUGCUUCGUCUGCAAGAAGUUCUCGUUUGAAUACGGGUCCGAGAUGACUUGUAUGGAGUCCUGCCCCGGUGGUACUUACGAGUUGUCCCGGAGAUGUGUGACGGAACAGGAGUGUCGCUCGAUGUCCCCCCCGCCGCAGCCGGUCGGCGCCGCGGACUCCACGUACUUCCGGUUCGCGAUCAAGGUGCCCGCCUAUAAGACAUUCAACAGCAGCCGCUGUCUGUUCAUGUGUCCGAGUGGCUACAUGGAGGUGGGUAACGAGACUAACGCGACGUGCCAGCCGUGCCCGCGGUCCGGCUGCGUGCGCGAGUGCCUCGGCGGGAAGAUCGACUCGGUCGCCACCGCGGAGCAGUUCCGGGGCUGCACGCACAUUAAGGGCAAAAUGGAAUUCACGCUUCGCUCCAGCGGAGGUAAGACGCUAUCAUUGUUGGAAUCAGCGCUGGGCGAAAUAAGGGAGAUCCACGGAUGUCUGCAAGUGACGCGGUCGUAUCCUUUAGUGUCGUUGAUGUUUUUGAAGAAACUCAGGAAAAUUAUCGCGAAUCCUUCAGAAGAUAAAGGGGAAGCUCUGCAUAUAAUAAACAACGAGAAUCUAGAGCUGCUAUGGGACUGGUCCACUUACGGACCUAUAGAGAUAAUCGGUAGCUGCUACAUACAUUCGAAUCCCAAGCUGUGCUACACUCAACUGAUGCCGCUUAUGAAUAUGUCGUAUCCGAAAACGAAUUUUACCGAACUAGAAGUGUCCCAAGACAGCAACGGGUAUCAGGCAUCUUGUCUCCCGGACGUCCUGAAGCUGAGCGUGUCGGAGUUAACGCAAAUCGCAGUGGUACUAACUUGGGAUGUGUACUGUCCCGACGACAUGCGCAAGCUGCUCGGAUACUCGCUGUACUUUAUGGCCACCGAGAAGAACGUAACUCUGUACGAUCAACGCGAUGCCUGCUCUGAUAUAUGGAAAGUACUCGACAAGCCAAUAGAGGAGACUCGUAAAGUGAACCGCAACGCGAAGCCCUCUCACGCCAGGAACAAAACGGAGGUUAUAUUCAAUCCGUGCGCCGACAUGCAGCCGCUGUUCUAUCCCAUCACCCAGCUGAGGCCAUACACCAGAUACGCGGCCUACGUGAAGACCUACACCACGAUACAGGACAGGAAGGGGGCCCAGAGCUCGAUCAUUUACUUCAGGACCUUGCCGAUGCAACCGAGUCCACCCACCGCGGUCACUGUGGAGCUGUUGACGCCGCAUUCGAUCUUCAUAAAAUGGUCACCGCCGACGAUGCCGAACGGUACGAUCAUACUGUACCACGUGGAAGUGCAAGCCAACAGCUACAACAGGCCGCAGAUACUUGCCGGCAACAUCAAUUAUUGUGGCAAUCCGAGCAUCUUGGCUAACAUGAUCAAAGCUAGUUUAGAAGAAGCGCCCGAAACUCCAGAGGAGAAAACCACCGGCGACGUGAAAAAUGGUUUUUGCGCUUGCAAAGAGGAAGCCAAACCGAGUCUGAGGUUCAGCACUCGCGCCGAGGAGGAGAGGGUCGACAGCAUCAAUUUCGAGAACGAGUUGCAAAAUCAGGUUUACAGGAAAUCCGAACGAGUGAACCCGAAAAUACACAAGUCUAUCGACGGAACGAGCAAAGUGAAAAGGUCGGUCGACCACAGCCUCACCAGCAUGCUCGUCAAACUGACCGAGAACAACAGCCCGAGACCCGGCCUCAACUACUCCAACAUCACGGACGACGAAGGUUACGUGAAAUCUUUAUACUACGAAUUGGACGGCUCGACUCGGACGUUGACCGUGAAGAACAUGCGUCACUUCACCUGGUACACCGUGAACAUAUGGGCGUGUCGCAACAAGGACUUGAACGAAACCGAUCCGGUCUACGCCGAGAACUGGUGCUCGGUUCGCGCUUAUAACACGUUCCGCACCUUAGAACUGCCAAACGCAGACGUUGUGAGCAACUUCCAAGUGGAGAUAAUGCCGGCUAACAAGACCUUGCCCGAAGUGAACGUCACGUGGGAGCCUCCCCUCAAUCCGAACGGUUUUGUGGUCGCGUACAACGUACAUUACUCACGAAUCGAGAACAGUGCGCAGGGCCCGGAUGUAGGUUUACAGAGCUGUAUAACAGUAGACGACUACGAAGCGAACGGGCACGGCUACGUGCUCAAGACCCUAUCUCCGGGCAACUACAGCGUCAAGGUCACACCGGUCACCGUCAGCGGAGCAGGAAACGUUUCCGAAGAAAUCUACGUAUUUAUACCGGAGCGAGUAUCGGAGAGCGGGCACGCGUGGGCGUGGGGCGUGGGGGCGGGCGGCGUGGUGCUGGCGCUGCUGGUGGGCGCGGCCGUGUGGUACGCGCGCCGCGGCCUCAUGUCCCACGCCGAGGCGAGCAAGCUCUUCGCCAGCGUCAACCCGGAGUACGUGCCCACUGUCUACGUGCCCGACGAGUGGGAGGUCACACGCGACAGCAUACACUUCAUCCGAGAACUCGGACAGGGAUCGUUUGGCAUGGUGUAUGAAGGGAUCGCCAAGGAAAUCGUGAAAGGGAAACCGGAAACGCGCUGCGCCAUCAAAACCGUUAACGAGCACGCGACAGACAGGGAGCGCAUCGAGUUCCUGAACGAGGCGUCGGUGAUGAAGGCGUUUGACACGUUCCACGUGGUGCGGCUGCUGGGCGUGGUCUCCCGCGGGCAGCCGACGCUCGUCGUGAUGGAGCUCAUGGAGCGCGGCGACCUCAAGACGUACCUGCGCUCCAUGCGACCCGACGCCGAGGGCUCGCUGCCCUCCAGCCCGCCCGUGCCGCCCACGCUGCAGAACAUCUUGCAGAUGGCCAUAGAAAUAGCCGAUGGGAUGGCAUAUUUGUCGGCAAAAAAAUUCGUGCACCGCGACUUAGCGGCGCGCAACUGUAUGGUCGCCGGCGACCUCACCGUCAAAGUUGGGGACUUCGGCAUGACCAGAGAUAUUUAUGAGACUGAUUAUUAUAGGAAAGGCACCAAAGGCCUAAUGCCGGUGCGGUGGAUGAGCCCCGAAAGCUUAAAAGACGGGGUCUUUUCCAGUAGCAGUGACGCUUGGAGUUACGGGGUUGUUUUGUGGGAGAUGGCAACGCUCGCGAUGCAACCCUAUCAGGGGUUGUCGAACGAGCAGGUGCUGCGGUACGUGGUGGAGGGCGGGGUCAUGGAGCGGCCGGAGCAGUGCCCGGACCGGCUGUACGAGCUCAUGCGCGCGUGCUGGACGCACCGCCCCUCCGCGCGCCCCACCUUCCUGCAGCUGGUGGCCGACCUGGUGCCGCACGCCAUGCCCUACUUCCGCCACCGCAGCUUCUUCCACUCGCCGCAGGGCCAGGAGUUGUACGCUCUCCAGCGAUCUGCGCUAGAUGAGGAACAAGAGCUCCCGGAGGUGGACGUGGGUGCGGUGGCGACGGGCUCCGUGUCGAACCUGUUCGGUGUGUCGGGGCGGCUCGCGUCCUGGGUGCGGGAGCUGUCCUCUCUGCGGUCCCGGGGCUCCGACGACGCGGCGGCCGAGCCUCUGCAGCCCCUCCCUCCGCCCGGCACCUCCCCCGCCCCCAUACUCGCACCCGCACCGGCCAUCAAGGGACCCAACGGCGUACUGCGCGACUCGCACUCUGCCCGUUUUCGAAACCACUGAUACCCGAAUCGAGCGAAACUCCUCCCACCUGUAAACGAACAUGCGUACCCUUAGCCCGAAACAAUGUCCCUACGUAUAUAUGACGAUCCUGGGACUGCGUAAGGGUACAGCGCGAUGGUGGCGGAGUCGCGCCGGAAGGGGGGUAGGUGUAGGCAGCCGCGCGCGUGCUUCCGCGAAACCUCUAUCUACCUCAGGUCGGACGUCUCGGCGCCCGACUCAUCGAAUCAUAGUUUCUAAGCGUAGCUAGUAAAAUCUUCGAUGCGUUUUUUUUAUUUAUUGAAUACGAGUACGUCUCCACGCGGACGGCGAUGUAAAUAUUAACUUGUAGUACGGAUCGGAGUGUUGCCGGACGGUGGGCUCGGUUCGUGUCGCGACUGACCCGUGGAGGGCGCGGCGGGGACGGACGCGGGUGUAGAUAUUGUAUUUAAAAGUUCGUCUCCAUACUUGACCGCCCUCUACACUGUCACUGUGUGACUUCAAUGAGACCGAACCGAGGUCGUCGACUCUGUUUUUUUUUUUCGAUACUAGUUUAAAUUUAUCCUUAACGAGGACCGUUCCUCCAUCCUCUCUGCAUUUAUUACAUUAAUUUAUUGCACAAGGAGCGUGCCAGCAGAGAAGAAUGUUCGAGUUAAAAAGUAAAUUAAAAUUUUAAGUGCACAAUUUGAAAAUAACUAAAGAACAGUAGUAGUAUCGAACAGGAAACUUAAUAAAAUUCGGUGAGAAUAUGUUUUAGCAUCGGAAGCGUAUAUUAAACGUUUGAUACGACGCCUCUCGAUAUUUAUCCUAUAAAUUGUACCUCAUUACGAUAGUUGUAACAGUGUCCUUUGACAUAGCCUAUUAAUGUUAAGACUACCCUAUAAGAUGUAUAGUGUGUUUAAUAUGAUAAUAUUGGUGCGUGAGAGUAAAUUUGUACAAAUUAAUUUAAUUGAUCGAUAUUCGGACCGAGGGGCGAGGGGCGGGCGGCGCGGGGGGCGGCCCCGCUGCGUUGUCAUGUUGUUAUUGUUGUUGCAACACUUUUUGUUGAAAGUGUAACGUAGCGGGUCCGUCACUCGCGUGCUUGUCGCCGGAUUCGCGCAACACUUUAUAAUACUCACAUAAAAAAAAAAGUUCCAUACUGACAAACGAAAAAAUAGUACUUUGAUUAUUGCUGUUAUAAAAAUGAUAUAGGUACAUUACGAUUAAAUAUCUAUUUAUAAUUAAAUAAACAAAUUCAAUUUACAUACAAAUUAUACCGUGUAGUUUUAAAUAGAUUUUGUGCUGUUGAAAAAAACUUAUAUAAAACUUUAACUGAAACACGCCAAUAUUUUUUUCCACAUCAAACAUGAGUGUAAAAGUUACUAUAAUUAUUUAAUAUCAUAUAAAAUAGGUAAAACAAAUAAUACAACUUAAAUUGGUUAAAAUGAAAAAAAAAAAAGAAUACUUGAACUAACACCAUAUUAUUGUAUUUGGCCUAGAUUAAUAAUUACUAUUAGAUGUUGAUCAUUUAACGAGUAUAUUUUUACAAGAUAAAAAAAAAUUAUGUGUGUAUGAACAGCCAAUUUCUUUGGGAAAAAAAUAUAAAAAUUUUAAUGCUUUGUAUCCAUCUUGAGGACGUCAAGUAUACUUAAAACAGUUUCAUAAGUAUACUUCACACGAAGGACUAAUAAUUGUAUAGUUCUGUAACAAAAUAAAUGACAGAGUGGUUGAUUGAAAAUGAAUGAAAUAGACAACGGUUUUUGUUUUAUUUAAAGUCAUGUAUAAUGUUGUAAUUUGAUAUUUUUAUCAAUUAUUAAAAAGUUGCAUUAAUGAAAAAAAAAAAAAAAAACUCCGACAAUACACAUCCUAAAACGACAAUGAAAUUGUAUUUCAGUAUAAAAGUAAGAGAAAGUACAUACAAAAGCUUUUUUCAUUUCGAUAACAAUGUUAUUACAAAGCUCCGUCGUCUAAGAGUUGUGCUAAAUUUGAUAUUUGACUCAUAAUGAGAUAUCUUUUAGCAAGACGUAUUGUAUGAAAUAUGUUUAUAUAAUGAUAUGGUACCUAUGUGGUAUAUAAUGACGGCUUUUGUAACUUCGCCUUUGAAUUAAAAUUUUUGUAUUAUUUGUAGUCGAAAUAAGACUAAUUGGUAUUUCAAAGUCAGUGUAGAUUACCUGCUAAAAUCUACAAAAAAAAAAGAAGGCGAUUUGUUAUAUUAAUGAUAAUGAAAUGAUACAAGAAAGUUCUUUUUGAUGUCUUUUAUUGCUAAAUACAAAUGCAGUGUUUUUUUAGUGUAUUUUUCUUUCAAUUCAAUCAACUAUUUUGUCACUUUAUCAGUACUAUUUGAUCCUUACAAUAUGUAAGGGAUAUGUGCUCGAAGCUGAAACGGCAUUACUUGCUAUGUUCAUACAAGACCGUUGACCCCGCGAGUCAUUUGAUAUAUUUGCGUUACAUUGCGUGCAGUGCAGGAAGCAUUUAUAAAAUAUGUUUCGAUUAUAUAUUUUCGAUUUGGUUUUCAGAAACGGUGUCUUUACACCCGCUAUCACAUGCCCGAGAUCUAUAUCUACACAAAACCGUUAUUGUUAUUAUUAUUAUUAUUAUUAUACAUUCGGUAAAUUCGCGAUGUAAACUUAUUAAAAUCAUCGAAAGUUAGUUUGCAACAUACGACAAAAUAUUAAAUUCGAUUUACAAGACACGAAUAGUUUCUGGUUUUAAUGAAAACUAAAAAAAAAUAUAUUGAUGUAAGGGUAAAAACGAGUGCCUUCAGACGUCCAGCCUUUAAAUGAAUGCAGAAUUUUUGAUUGUGGUAAAGACACUGUUUGAUCGAAAUUGACGGUAUACGAAUGAAUAGUUAAUCGAAAAUUAAUUAAAGUAAUUCACAAAACGCAAGUAACAUUAUUCCUUAACACAAUUAAAAAUCUCUUAGCCGGAAGAAUAUUAUAAUGCUGGUUUAGAUGUAUAGCGAAUGGCUUGCCGAUUGUAUUUUUGUUUUUUUGUUUAGAUAAUUUUCCGUCCGCACUGACUAAUGUUGAGUUUUAUUUGGAACUGGGGUUUUGGAGUGGAGUGCAGUGCGACCGGCAUGGGAUAUGUUAUGGGUACACUAAGUCGUCUGAUCGUCGGGGCUCAAGGCACGUUGCAUCGUUGAUAACUAACUUUCAUUAGUCAAAUAUGUUAUAUUGAAAAAAAAAGGGAAUUCAUUGAAAAAAAAAACCGUUUAUUUUUGUAUAUUGCAUAGUGCCUUUUGCUCAAUUAAUGGAAAUAUACUGUAGAUAACCACUAAGCGUAUGUUAUUAAGUGUAUUAUCUGUACUGUUAGCUCCACAUAUAUGGGCCGAUGUUCCAGAGCGGUGAACAACGUAUCGCACCUGUUUAUCGGAUGAGAUCUCUCAGCGCUCUGGAAGGUUUGGCAUCGUUGUAACCGAAGUGGCAAGCCGCUUUUUACGGCCUCGCAGUUCCUGAAACUAAACCGCCAAACCACUCCACUGCUCGUCUCCAACUGUCCGCCACCGCAAAUAAUAAUUGAGGCCGUCAGCGCAAAAGCGGCCUAAACUUACCAUAGUCAGCAUGAAGAUAACGAGUUUUGAAUUUACUUUUACACUGCUUCGUGGUCAAAAAUAAUACGCGUAAAAAUAAUGUUUACUAAGCCAUCUGUUAUUUAUGGGUGAAACUAGGGAUAGGACAGUUUUGCAUCAAAAUUUAUUAUGUUUUAAAUAAAUUGCAAUAUAUAAGCACGACACGAAUAUGAAAAAUUUUGGAUUAGGCCACUUUUGCUCUGACGGCCUCAAUUGAUGUUUUGCAUAGCGCUAGUGUGAUUAUAAUUAAAUUUGUAAUUAGUAUCAUCAUUCUCCUGCCCUUCUCCUAGUCACCUAAGGUCGGCGUAACAUGUUUUCUCCUUCUCCUCUAUCAUAUACCAUUUCUUCGCUCACUACCCUCUUACACAUAUCGUCUUUCACGCAAUCCAUCCGUUUCUUCUUAGGUCUUCCAUUUCCUCUAUAUCCUUCCACAUUCAUAAUUAACACUCUCUUACCAACCUCAUUUACCAUACCAUACAAUUCCAAACGCGCCACUUUCAGACUUUCUCUAAAUUUGUAAUCAGUACUUUUACUGAAAUACGAGGAGAGAGUAAAUGGAGUGGUUCCGGUUAGAUUAGUCUCGCACAACGUUGCCUCGCACAGCGUUCUGUGCGAACUCAAAUAUUAUGGUUUCGUUUGGUUAUUUUAAUGUUUUUGUUUAUCAGUAUUUAAUGUCAUUUAAGAUUUUUCAUUAAUCAAGGCAGUUAGAUUACCUCAUUUUAGUGUAAUAUUUUUCGUAACUUAUUGACUGACUAAAUGAUUUCCUUGUUGUGUGAUAUGUGAGUACUUGUGAUCUAGUGUCGGGGUAGCGUUGUGCUAUAUGCUCAAUUUUUAAAUACAAAUUCACCAAACUAUUAAUGUAGUAUACAUAUGACUUUAUAAAUAUUAAAUAAAUCAGGACCGAGUACCUAAAAUAACUUUAUUAUUUAUAUUAAUAAAAAUGUUAUGAAAUUGUGGAAUUGUUUAAAAUAAAAAAAAUACAAAAAAAAACACUUAACCUUCCGCCUCAAAUAUGAGUAUUUAUUGUAAAUAAAUAUUGUUUUUUAAAA
This is a messenger RNA of Bombyx mori (domestic silkworm), 9093 nucleotides long. It is a transcript of the gene InR, whose product is annotated as insulin receptor. Gene Ontology annotation, molecular function: insulin receptor substrate binding; phosphatidylinositol 3-kinase binding; ATP binding. The record is from RefSeq and is a predicted model, not a curated record. Bases 244 to 4521 code for a protein of 1425 amino acids. Gene Ontology annotation, biological process: positive regulation of kinase activity; protein autophosphorylation; multicellular organism development. Gene Ontology annotation, cellular component: plasma membrane; signaling receptor complex. The transcript has 25 exons. NCBI's taxonomy places the organism in Eukaryota, Metazoa, Arthropoda, Insecta, Lepidoptera, Bombycidae.